CAUGCUCUGAGCACGUCGAGGGAGGGAUUCCCUUGUGGUAGAGACACUUUUUUUGUGUGUGUGAAAAGCACCACCACUACUACUGUUGCCACGCGUCCGGCGCAGUGGCAUGGUGAUCCCCUGGUGCCUUCAAUUCCCUGAUGUGCCAGCCAAAGUCCAUGCCAGCAGGGUGUGAGAUGGCACUUGAUGGCCUCCAAUGGAGCUGAAGACAAGUUGAAUACAAGGGCCUCCUGCUCUCAGUCAUCAAACCUCAUUAUUCGAGCCAAGUCAGCAGUGUUUCAUACUGCUGACAGUCACACUAGGCCCUUCAGCUCGCAUGAGAAGAAGACCCUUCAGUCCUGUGCCAGAGUCCCCCAGGUCACCAGUGACUCUAUAGGUCAGCUGAAUGCAAGGGUGGGUCAGACUCAGAAGAACCAGCUCCAUACUGCCUCAGGGACCCCUCUACAACGUGCCUUCAACCGUUCUGUGCCUGCUGCCACUUACCUAGCUAACAAGCCACAGCGUGCUGGUAGCGCAGGUGCUAAUUUAGCACGUGGUCAUAGUAAUGGUCACUGUCAACCGACUGUUCUCUCUAAGAGUACACAGAUAUCCAGUGCUGACAUUAUCUCAUACAGACAUAACCCUGGUGUUUUGGAGCCAACCGUAAACAGCUAUCGGCACAGCUUAGACUCACUAAAGUUAAGAUCACGGAUCCUGGCCCGCAAAAGAGCCUUGUCGCCCCAGCCUGCUCAUUAUCCAACGUGUCCCAGUCCACCGAAGGCAGAACGUGUCCCAGACGCGCAGAACAACGCAGCGUCACAGCCUGCUGAAAGCACCACCACCAGCAUGCCCACCAACCAGUCAGUCCCCUGGACCAGUGGCAAGCUGAGAGACAAUAGCAAAGGGUUUAUGAGGCCCACUAUGGGUAAAGUGCCUUCCUGUUCUAGACAGGAGACUACCCAGACAAGAGACUCAGCAAAACUUUUGUCCCCCCAGACCAAAUCGGCCUCCUAUUGCCGUAGGGGGGACAAUGGGGAUGGCAAUACCCAGACUAAGUUCACACACCACCCCCACAACACUGUGCCUUUGCAGGAUAGGUCAUCCCACCGCCAGGAUGUGUCACUGGAUCAGACAUGGAGGCUCCAGGACCCGCAUCAGUUUGAGAGCCCGAUGGCAGCAGACACGGACGGUCACUCCCAGAGGCUGGGCUUUUGUGCCGCUGUCCACGAAGCUCCUAGAGCUCCUCAUAACACAUCAACAGAGAGGAUCAGGAAGGUCAACUCCGAGGUGGAGUUUACUGAGGCCGUGAGGAAGAUGACACAGUCACGGAGCGCACUCACCCUUCAUCCCAGGAACGGGACUGUUAUUAGUUUUACUACUGGAACACCAGGGUCCAACGUGGAUCCAGUCCAGCUGGGCAAAGCAAUGACUAAUAGCCCUGUCAUCUCUGUCAGCCACAGCCUUGCUCCAGCAAAACCCUCUGUACCACUCUGCCUUACUAUGAGAGACCAGCCUGUGUUCAUGGAGACAUCCAGUGCCUCUGGCCUCGACAGUAACGCCACAACAAACAGUAGUAGCACAACAGCCUCCAUGGCACCUCUACCCCACGCAGGGAUAACUCCAACCCAAUCCCCUACCCAGGCCAGUGCCACAGCUAGUUCUACUGCAGGGAUAACUCCGACCCAGGCCAGUGCCACAGCUAGUUCUGGUGUAGGGAUAACUCCAACCCAGUCCUUUACCCAGGCCAGUGCCACGGCUAGUUCUACUGCAGGGAUAACUCCAACCCAGUCCCUUACCCAGGCCCCUGCCACAGCUAGUUCUGGUGUAGGGAUAACUCCGACCCAGGCCAGUGCCACAGCUAGUUCUGGUGUAGGGAUAACUCCGACCCAGUCCCCUACCCAGGUCAGUGCCACAGCUAGUUCUACUGCAGGGAUAACUCCGACCCAGUCCUUUACCCAGGCCACUGCCACAGCUAGUUCUGGUGUAGGGAUAACUCCGACCCAAUCCCCUACCCAGGCCAGUGCCACAGCUAGUUCUGGUGUAGGGAUAACUCCGACCCAGUCCUAUACCCAGGCCAGUUUCACAGCUAGUUCUGGUGUAGGGAUAACUCCGACCCAAUCCCCUACCCAGGCCAGUGCCACAGCUAGUUCUGGUGUAGGGAUAACUCCGACCCAGUCCUAUAGCCAGGCCAGUGCCACAGCUAGUUCUGGUGUAGGGAUAACUCCGACCCAGUCCUAUAGCCAGGCCAGUGCCACAGCUAGUUCUGGUGCUAGUUCCAUCCCAGAGAACACUGAGAUGGGUUCUGAGUCCGCCUCAGGUUCUUCUCAGAGUCAGAGGCCUUCUGUCACCUCGGUGACCACCCAGAUAUCAGCCAUACACCUGACCAAGGAGAGGAGUGUCCUGUCUCUACAGGGGGGCCACAGCCCCUCCCAGUCCCCACCUGGCCUGGGGGAGGAACAGCAGCCUGAGUCGCCUCAGCUCCUCAGUCCACAGAGUGUUACCAUGCAGGAGGAUGGAGACAGAGGGGAAGAGGACUAUCCUGAUGAUGAGCUGGAGAAUGACUGCAGUGGUGGUGAUGAUGAUGAUGAAGGGUCUGACUGCUCCUCUAUGAAUGAUGCCUCGUCCACAGCCUCCAUACCCGUUCUGCCAAAUAUAACGGAUGAGGAGGUGAUGAGCCCUGAGUUAGAGGUGAAGCCUGCUCUGAUCCCCAGCAUGUUCCCUCUCAUCCCCCCCACACUGUACUUCAGCACUGCCAACCAGAGAGUGGAGUCCCUGCCACCAGAACAGAGGAAGCUGCUCAAAUGGAAGAUGAGUACUGUGACUCCCAACAUCGUCAAACACACCAUCGCCAGGUCACACUUUAAAGUCACCAAGAAAAGUCAUGAUUGGCUUGGCUGCUGGGGUCACCAUAUGAAGUCCCCUGGGUUCAAGGCCAUCAGGGAAUACCAGAAGUUGAACCACUUCCCCGGCUCGUUCCAGAUCGGUCGUAAAGACCGCCUGUGGAGGAACCUGUCUAAGAUGCAGGCUCAGUUUGGUAAGAGGGAAUUCAGCUUCUUCCCUCGCUCCUUCGUUCUUCCUCAGGACAUCAAGCUGCUGAGGAAAGCCUGGGAGGACAGUGGUAGCAGGCAGAAAUGGAUCAUCAAGCCGCCUGCGUCUGCUCGGGGUAUUGGAAUCCAGGUUAUUCACAAGUGGAGUCAGAUGCCAUGCAAGAGACCACUCCUAGUGCAGAAGUAUCUGCACAAGCCCUAUCUCAUCAGCGGGAAUAAGUUUGACCUGCGUAUCUAUGUGUACGUGACGUCUUACGACCCGCUCCGUGUUUACAUCUUCCAAGACGGACUUGUCCGUUUCGCCAGCUGCAAGUAUUCGUCGUCUAUGAAAAGCCUUGGCAACAAGUUCAUGCACCUGACCAACUACAGCGUGAACAAGAAGAACUCAGACUACCAGAGCAAUGACAGUGACAAGGCCUGCCAGGGACACAAGUGGGCUCUGAAGGCGCUGUGGCAUUACCUGGGUUGUAAGGGAGUCAACACUACGCUGAUCUGGGAGAAGAUCAAGGACAUCGUCAUGAAGACCAUCAUUGCGUCUGACCCGUACGUCAACACGUUGGUCAAGCUCCACCUGCGCUCCCCCUACAGCUGUCACGAGCUGUUUGGCUUUGACGUCAUGCUGGACGAGAACCUCAAGCCUUGGGUUCUGGAGGUCAAUAUAUCUCCAAGUCUCCACUCCAACACCGCUCUGGACGUGGCCAUUAAGGGCCAGAUGAUCAGGGAUGUGUUAAACCUGGCGGGUUUCCUUCUGCCUCAGAGAGAAGAGGUGCUUCCCUCCGGCAGCAGCUCCGCCAGCAGUCUGUGUGGAGGGACACGGGAGCGAUCCAGACCUGAGAUUUCAACUGACGAGAAAGUCAAGCGGGCCUUCUACCUGAGCCAGCGCUUCGCAGACCAGGUACAGUCAUGCAGCCGUCUGAAGAGCCAAGGAACUACUGGGAAGUUUCCCAGACAGGAAGUCGACUUCUUCUCCUCCAUCCUGGACGUUAUGACUCCAGAGGACGUGCGUGUCCUGGCUGAGACGGAGGACGAGCUGAGCAGGAAGGGAGAGUUUGAACGAGUGUUCCCGUCCCACUGCUCCUCACGAUACCUGCGCUUCUUCAAACAACCACGCUACCUCAACAUCCUGCUCAACCAGUGGGAGACCAAAUACGGACAGAACAGGAGAGAAGGAGUCCGUGUGCUGAGGAGUCUGUGUCAGAAAGGGGUCCAUCUAGGAACCACAGACGCUGCACAUCUAUGGUCCGAGUCGACCUACGUUCCCAAGUCUGAUCACCUCAGGCAGGAGCCAAGCAGAUCGAGUGUGGUGGUGACUAGGCCCCAGCCAGACCAGGAGGAGUACUGUUUCUCCCAGGAGGUCACCACCUCCCUCCCAGACAUCAGCCUCCUGGGCUCCUCCGCCUCCUCGCCCGGCCUCAGCCUGGCCACCGAGUCGACAGCCAGCGUGCCACCCAGAGAUGAGGAGUUUGAGAGUUAACCUGCCCUCACUGCACCGUAACACUGUUGACUUCCAGAAGGCACAAAACACAUCCCCUCGUUUUGGGGAGGUGUGAUGGAGGGUCAAGGAAACAUGAACCUCUCUCUCUCUGCAUGUUCCUCUUUUCACUACCGUAGUCGGAACUGGACAGGGACAAACAGCUGUAUCUGACGUGAUAAGAUCACUUGAGUUUUCUGAUUGGUUUAUUUUUCUUCAUAAUGUGGAGUGUUAGUGCUGGAUAGGAGGGAGGGGCUUCUCUGGACCGGGUGGACAGACAGCAGCUUUUGGCCAAUCGGCCGAGGAGAAAAUCAAAAGGCUGCCCUGCCUACUUAGAGCCAGUCCAAUCAGAUUCCACUCCUGGGUGUGUUUACAUCAAAUCUAAAUCAAAGUUUAUUGGUACACAGAUUUUGUUAUUGCAGGUGCAGUGAAAUGCUUGUGUUUCUAGCAUUUCAGCCUUGGUUACUAUGGGGUGGGUAUAUAUAUCUGCAUUUCAGCCUUGGUUACUAUGGGGUGGGUAUAUAUAUCUGCAUUUCAGCCUUGGUUACUAUGGGGUGGGUAUAUAUAUAUAUCUGCAUUUCAGCCUUGGUUACUAUGGGGUGGGUAUAUAUAUAUCUGCAUUUCAGCCUUGGUUACUAUGGGGUGGGUAUAUAUAUCUGCAUUUCAGCCUUGGUUACUAUGGGGUGGGUAUAUAUAACUGCAUUUCAGCCUUGGUUACUAUGGGGUGGGUAUAUAUAUAACUGCAUUUCAGCCUUGGUUACUAUGGGGUGGGUAUAUAUAUAUCUGCAUUUCAGCCUUGGUUACUAUGGGGUGGGUAUAUAUAACUGCAUUUCAGCCUUGGUUACUAUGGGGUGGGUAUAUAUAUAACUGCAUUUCAGCCUUGGUUACUAUGGGGUGGGUAUAUAUAUAUAUCUGCAUUUCAGCCUUGGUUACUAUGGGGUGGGUAUAUAUAUAUAUCUGCAUUUCAGCCUUGGUUACUAUGGGGUGGGUAUAUAUAUAUAUCUGCAUUUCAGCCUUGGUUACUAUGGGGUGGGUAUAUAUAUAUCUGCAUUUCAGCCUUGGUUACUAUGGGGUGGGUAUAUAUAACUGCAUUUCAGCCUUGGUUACUAUGGGGUGGGUAUAUAUAACUGCAUUUCAGCCUUGGUUACUAUGGGGUGGGUAUAUAUAUAUAUAUCUGCAUUUCAGCCUUGGUUACUAUGGGGUGGGUAUAUAUAUAACUGCAUUUCAGCCUUGGUUACUAUGGGGUGGGUAUAUAUAUAUAUAACUGCAUUUCAGCCUUGGUUACUAUGGGGUGGGUAUAUAUAUCUGCAUUUCAGCCUUGGUUACUAUGGGGUGGGUAUAUAUAUCUGCAUUUCAGCCUUGGUUACUAUGGGGUGGGUAUAUAUAUAACUGCAUUUCAGCCUUGGUUACUAUGGGGUGGGUAUAUAUAUAUAUCUGCAUUUCAGCCUUGGUUACUAUGGGGUGGGUAUAUAUAUAUCUGCAUUUCAGCCUUGGUUACUAUGGGGUGGGUAUAUAUAUAUCUGCAUUUCAGCCUUGGUUACUAUGGGGUGGGUAUAUAUAUCUGCAUUUCAGCCUUGGUUACUAUGGGGUGGGUAUAUAUAUAUAUCUGCAUUUCAGCCUUGGUUACUAUGGGGUGGGUAUAUAUAUAUAUAUCUGCAUUUCAGCCUUGGUUACUAUGGGGUGGGUAUAUAUAUAUAUAACUGCAUUUCAGCCUUGGUUACUAUGGGGUGGGUAUAUAUAUAUAUAACUGCAUUUCAGCCUUGGUUACUAUGGGGUGGGUAUAUAUAUAACUGCAUUUCAGCCUUGGUUACUAUGGGGUGGGUAUAUAUAUAUAUCUGCAUUUCAGCCUUGGUUACUAUGGGGUGGGUAUAUAUAUCUGCAUUUCAGCCUUGGUUACUAUGGGGUGGGUAUAUAUAUAACUGUAUUUCAGCCUUGGUUACUAUGGGGUGGGUAUAUAUAUAUAUCUGCAUUUCAGCCUUGGUUACUAUGGGGUGGGUAUAUAUAUAUCUGCAUUUCAGCCUUGGUUACUAUGGGGUGGGUAUAUAUAUAUAUCUGCAUUUCAGCCUUGGUUACUAUGGGGUGGGUAUAUAUAUAUAUCUGCAUUUCAGCCUUGGUUACUAUGGGGUGGGUAUAUAUAUAUCUGCAUUUCAGCCUUGGUUACUAUGGGGUGGGUAUAUAUAACUGCAUUUCAGCCUUGGUUACUAUGGGGUGGGUAUAUAUAACUGCAUUUCAGCCUUGGUUACUAUGGGGUGGGUAUAUAUAUAUAUAUCUGCAUUUCAGCCUUGGUUACUAUGGGGUGGGUAUAUAUAUAACUGCAUUUCAGCCUUGGUUACUAUGGGGUGGGUAUAUAUAUAUAUAACUGCAUUUCAGCCUUGGUUACUAUGGGGUGGGUAUAUAUAUCUGCAUUUCAGCCUUGGUUACUAUGGGGUGGGUAUAUAUAUCUGCAUUUCAGCCUUGGUUACUAUGGGGUGGGUAUAUAUAUAACUGCAUUUCAGCCUUGGUUACUAUGGGGUGGGUAUAUAUAUAUAUCUGCAUUUCAGCCUUGGUUACUAUGGGGUGGGUAUAUAUAUAUCUGCAUUUCAGCCUUGGUUACUAUGGGGUGGGUAUAUAUAUAUCUGCAUUUCAGCCUUGGUUACUAUGGGGUGGGUAUAUAUAUCUGCAUUUCAGCCUUGGUUACUAUGGGGUGGGUAUAUAUAUAUAUCUGCAUUUCAGCCUUGGUUACUAUGGGGUGGGUAUAUAUAUAUAUAACUGCAUUUCAGCCUUGGUUACUAUGGGGUGGGUAUAUAUAUAUAUAACUGCAUUUCAGCCUUGGUUACUAUGGGGUGGGUAUAUAUAUAACUGCAUUUCAGCCUUGGUUACUAUGGGGUGGGUAUAUAUAUAUAUCUGCAUUUCAGCCUUGGUUACUAUGGGGUGGGUAUAUAUAUCUGCAUUUCAGCCUUGGUUACUAUGGGGUGGGUAUAUAUAUAACUGUAUUUCAGCCUUGGUUACUAUGGGGUGGGUAUAUAUAUAUCUGCAUUUCAGCCUUGGUUACUAUGGGGUGGGUAUAUAUAUAACUGUAUUUCAGCCUUGGUUACUAUGGGGUGGGUAUAUAUAUAUAUAUCUGCAUUUCAGCCUUGGUUACUAUGGGGUGGGUAUAUAUAUAACUGUAUUUCAGCCUUGGUUACUAUGGGGUGGGUAUAUAUAUAUCUGCAUUUCAGCCUUGGUUACUAUGGGGUGGGUAUAUAUAUCUGCAUUUCAGCCUUGGUUACUAUGGGGUGGGUAUAUAUAUAACUGCAUUUCAGCCUUGGUUACUAUGGGGUGGGUAUAUAUAUCUGCAUUUGGCUGGUCAUUUUACAUAUUAUAAAGCAUAUAUGUAAACAAUUUUUACAAUUUGAAGUUGUAGUAAUAAUUGUUAUGAAUAAAUACUAGUUUUAAAUUGUUCUAUUAGUCCCAGAUUAGGGAAAUAACUGCUCAGGUUCAUGUGUACACAUUAAAACUGAUAUUUGAAGAAUGA
Salvelinus fontinalis (brook trout) is the source of this 7990-nucleotide messenger RNA. RefSeq names its product tubulin monoglutamylase TTLL4-like. NCBI's taxonomy places the organism in Eukaryota, Metazoa, Chordata, Actinopteri, Salmoniformes, Salmonidae. The coding region runs from base 187 to 4500 and encodes 1437 amino acids. The transcript has 19 exons. The record is from RefSeq and is a predicted model, not a curated record. Gene Ontology annotation, biological process: microtubule cytoskeleton organization; protein polyglutamylation. Gene Ontology annotation, cellular component: cilium. Gene Ontology annotation, molecular function: tubulin binding; tubulin-glutamic acid ligase activity.